AGCGCGAGAGAACGAGUUGCUCCGCGAUACGAACGCGCAGCCAACACAUAUUCGGCGUCCGCGGACACGGCGAGGUCCGCGUUCCUGCACCUCCGCGGGUGCUGCGAGUCGUCGUCUCGAGUUGUCGUGGCCGCGCAUCCGUCCUCGUCUCGGUCGACGAAAUCUGCUCUGUUGGCGUGCGUGCCUCCAGGAUGCCGUUCAUAUCCAAGGACUGGCGCAGCCCAGGUGAAGAAUGGGUGAAAACGGUCGAGGGCUGGGAGAAGAAGAAGAUUCUCGAGUGCGCCAACAAUAAGACCCUCUCGCUUCUCUUGCGUGGCGAAAAAGAUGCCGGCGAUAAGAAGGAGAAGGACAAGAAGAAAGAAAAUGCCGUCCAGCCACAUUGUCACAUCACACUGAAAUGCACACGCGAGAUCGCCGGCUUCAAUGGUCUGAGCGACGCCCUGAAGAGGCUGGAUUUCCUAUCCGCAGUGCACGACUGCCGUCGAUUCAACUACAUCGUCCGUCUGCUGGAUCUUCUGGUCAGUCACAGAAUGGGCGGUCUCAGCGGUUGCGCACAGAGAGUGCUCUUCAACAUGCUCGAAGAAGUUGCUCUGGAAGUCUCGCUGUCGCAACAGCAGACCGGCAGACUGCGACGACUGAUAGAGAGAGUUCGGGCCUUCAGCGCCGGCUGCUGCUGGGGCGGCAGACCUCUAGGCUCCGUUAUCCUUUGGGAAAAGCACAAAGCGGCUCUGGAGAGGAUCCUGCAGAUCGCCUCGUCUAUCACCAUCACUCAGCCGGACGAGGAACAGCAACCACAGUGGUCGGACUUGCCCCCCGAGUGCCGUCGAGAGGUCCUGCUCCGUUUGAGCGACCCGCGCGACAUCGAGGCUUCGUCCGAGGCCUGCGAGCAUCUCGCUAUUCUGGCGCAAGAGCAGAGAAUCUGGCGCGAGCUCGCUCAAUAUCACUUCACGCCGCAGCAGAUCGCCACUACCAGGCAAAAUAAUCCUGGAAAAGACUGGAAAACCAUAUUCACCAUCGCUCGGCGGUCGUUCGGAUUGCGGGAGGAGUACGCCGAGAUGAUUCAACUGUGCCGCAAUUGCCGUUGCUUAUUCUGGCGGUCGCUGGGCCACCCUUGCAUCGCGGAUCAAGAUCCAGCGUUUCAGGAGAAGCUGGCGGAUGUCGAUCAAGCGUCCCUCCACGUACCGAUUCCUCCGCAGACCUUCCUGAAAUUCUUCUCGCUAUGAAAGCUUUCGUGUAUCCUGUGAGAGGCAGAGUGCAUGGUGUGCGUUUUGCGUGUGUAUGUGCGUGUGAGUGUAGCGUGCGUGCAUGUAUGUGUGUGUGAAUGAAAAAAAAUACGGAAGCUAUGACGCAACUAUGAAUGUGAUUAUCGCUGAACGGGAGUGAAUGCCCGCGCGCGUGUAGGAGAUAAAAACUAGAAUGACGUUUAAAAAUGUUGCUCUGCACUUAGAAAGAGAGACUCUAACGUUAUCUUCUGAAAAGAAAAAAAGUAUAUAUUUAAUCCGAGAUAUAUAUACAAACACACACACAUAUAUAUAUAUAUAUACUAUAUAUUCUCAAGUGUACCGGGCGCAGCCGCGAGAUGCAGAGAUCGGUAUGAGAAAUACAUUUUCGGCGGAGAGUUCGACGUCGGUUUGCCUUGACAAAUAUCUUCACUUGGGAGGCCUACUUACCUCAUAAUCGAGCUUGAGUGUUUGUGGAGUACGAGAUGCCGUCGGGAACUUGUCGCUAAUUGGCGAGGCGGGAAACACAGAGAGGCGCGGGUACUCGCAUAAACCCUACUCGAUUCACGCGGAUCGAUAUCUCCUGAGGUUCUAACUUUAAUUGCUUCAUAAUUAGCGACUUGCGCGAGUUUCAUCAAGGUGAAAUCGGCGCCGAACUCGUGUGCGCGUUAAGUUGGUACGAAAGAUUUGGAAGUUUCCUUAUUGGAUUCUCGUAAGAAAUUUGUUUGUUAAGAAGAGAAUAGGAAAUCCUUGUCAGAGAUGCCUAAGAAAUAUCGAGUUGAUAUUUAUUUUGUUCGUGAAAGGACCCCGCACAAACCUUAUGGAAAAUGGGUCCCGGUGGAUUUGGCUGAAACUUUGGAAAUUUGUAGUUUACGUGAU
Molecule: messenger RNA, 2099 nt
Organism: Odontomachus brunneus
Lineage: Eukaryota; Metazoa; Arthropoda; Insecta; Hymenoptera; Formicidae
Product: F-box only protein 32
Exons: 7
Coding region: 192-1223 (343 amino acids)
Biological process (GO): protein ubiquitination
Cellular component (GO): cytoplasm; SCF ubiquitin ligase complex; nucleus
Molecular function (GO): protein binding
Source: RefSeq, a predicted model, not a curated record